AUGACCAGGAUGAAAAGGAUCAUUGUCAGUGUGUUGGACAUGAUUACCAGGAUCAGUGGCAGUGUGUUGGACAUGAUGACCAGGAUCAUUGUCAGUGUGAUGGACAUGAUUACCAGGCUCUGUGUCAGUGUGUUGGACAUGAUUACCAGGAUCAGUGGCAGUGUGUUGGACAUGAUGACCAGGAUCAUUGUCAGUGUGAUGGACAUGAUUACCAGGCUCUGUGUCAAAGACACCAACACGGUGGUGAGUGAGAGCACAGACAUGGUGGAUGUGAGUUCCUCCACCGCCAUCACCACUAACUUCAUUGGCCAGAAGACAGAGAAUCUGGGAGCAGAUAUGUGUGAACGAUCCUGUGAGGAACUCAGCACCAUGUUUCAGGAGCUCAAAGGACUGCGGGUUGUAGUGGGGAACCUCAUUGACGGCCUGCAGAAAGUGACCGAGGAGAACACAGUGAUGAAGGACACUCUGGGAAAGAUAAAGAACUCCAAGGAGAAACACAUGUGCUGGCAGGAUGGACGGAUGUUUGAAGAUAAGGAGGACUGGGUGGUGGACAGCUGCACCACGUGUACCUGCCAGGACUCAAAGAUCGUGUGUCACCAAAUCACCUGUCCUCCUGUAGCCUGUGCUAGCCCCUCCUUCCUCGACGGAGAGUGUUGCCCUGUGUGUCUGCCCAUGGACAGUGAGGACGGCUGGUCCCCCUGGUCAGAGUGGACAGAGUGUACUGUCACCUGUGGGACAGGUACUCAACAGAGAGGACGCUCAUGUGAUGCCACCAGUAACCCCUGCUCUGGACCAUCCAUCCAGACCAGGAAAUGCAGCCUGGGAAAAUGUGACAGCCGAGUUCGUCAGGAUGGUAGGUGGAGCCUGUGGUCUCCAUGGUCAUCAUGUUCGGUGACCUGUGGCGAGGGUCAGAUCACCAGGAUACGCCACUGCAACGCCCCCACACCACAACUGGGGGGCAAAGACUGUGAUGGCCAGGGGAGAGUGACACAGCGCUGUGAGGCCAAGCCCUGUCCCAUUGACGGUGGUUGGGGACCGUGGUCGCCAUGGGCGAUCUGCUCGGCAACCUGUGGGGGUGGAGUUAAGGGUCGGACCCGUGUCUGUAACAGCCCCGAACCCCAGUACGGAGGCCAGAAGUGCCCCGGGGAGACCAACGACAGUAACGCCUGCAACAAACAGGACUGCCCUAUCGACGGCUGUCUGUCUAACCCAUGCUUUGGGGGAGUGGACUGUAACAGCGGCUCUGACGGAUCCUGGGAGUGUGGACCCUGCCCCCUUGGUUUCCGUGGCAACGGCACCCACUGUGACGAUGUCAACGAGUGUGACAUUGUGUCAGAUGUCUGCUUUAAAGCAGGUGGAGCAUUGCGUUGCGUCAACACAGACCCAGGGUUCCACUGUCUGGCCUGCCCACCCCGCUACAAGGGAACACAGCCCUUCGGUGUGGGGGUGGAGGCUGCCAGCAAAAACAAACAGGUUUGCGAGCCAGAGAACCCCUGCAAAGACAAGACCCACAACUGUCACCGUUCAGCUGAGUGUAUCUACCUUAGCCACUUCAGUGACCCCAUGUAUAAGUGUGAGUGUAGGAUAGGCUAUGCCGGGGAUGGUUUCAUCUGUGGAGAGGACUCUGACCUAGACGGAUGGCCCAAUCAGAACCUGGUGUGUGGCGCCAACGCCACCUAUCAUUGCAGGAAGGAUAACUGCCCCAACCUACCUAACUCUGGACAAGAGGACUUUGACAAAGACGGCCAGGGAGAUGCUUGCGACAAGGAUGAUGACAAUGAUGCAAUUGUGGAUGAGAGAGACAACUGUCCUCUCCUGUAUAACCCCAGACAGUUUGACUUUGAUAAAGAUGAUGUGGGUGACCGUUGUGAUAACUGCCCCUACGAACACAACCCUGCCCAGAUUGACACUGACCACAACGGCGAAGGAGAUGCCUGUGCUGUCGACAUUGAUGGAGAUG
This is a messenger RNA of Salvelinus namaycush (lake trout), 1960 nucleotides long. Its product is annotated as thrombospondin-2-like. Gene Ontology annotation, molecular function: calcium ion binding; protein binding. The annotation marks the transcript as partial. Lineage: Eukaryota; Metazoa; Chordata; Actinopteri; Salmoniformes; Salmonidae. The transcript is spliced from 12 exons. Gene Ontology annotation, biological process: negative regulation of angiogenesis; cell adhesion. The record is from RefSeq and is a predicted model, not a curated record.